GUAUGUGUGUUUUUCAAAAAUGCAGGUGAAACUGUAUUUUGAAGAACCGAGUUACCUCAAAACUAAAAAGCACAGCACUUUUCUGAUGUAGGAAUAAUAAUAAUAAUAAUAAUAAUAAUAAUAAUAAUAAUAGUAGUAAUAAUAAUAAAACAAGUUUCGCCGUCAGAUCUGUAGCAAUGGACGAGAUUCGUCCCUUGGUGUUGCCUCAACGUCAAGACUGCACUGAGCUCCCUACUCCUAACCUGGAGCCCAGACACAGGGAGCUCCUACCAACACCAUGUGGACCAAUAAAGCGGUGGUCGGAGCUCCCUUGCCUUGUCAAGAUCUAUUUCUGCUUCGCUCUCGUUUCUCUCCUGGCCCUCCUCAUCCUCACCGCAAUCAACAUUCAGAAAGAGAGCCAGAGUUCAAGCAGUGGUGAUGACGAUGACCUCACCAUCUCCCUCAUCCAGCUCGUGGGCAUCCUGUUCUGCGUGUACUACAUCACGCGGGGCGUGCUGCAGGAGAACCGGCAGGAGCUGAUCGUCUUUGUGCUGUGCGUGCUCGUGGUCAUGGUGCGCUCCGUGGUCAACUUCAGCGUGCUGCCAUCUUAUCCAACACUGCUGACGGUACGUUUUGUGUGUAUCCUGUGUGUUGGUGUGCUGCACGUGAUCUGCGCCUUGUUGCUCAUUCAAAGGCCCAACAUGAUGGCCUUCCGUGUGGGCGGAGCUUUGGAGACCCUACAGGAACAGUAUUUCCUACUGAACUUCUGCUUCUCAAUGGUGACCUUUGACCUUCAGGCCCAGCUGUGCCUGUGCAUCCUAAUACUAACCUCGGGUACCACCAUAUCCUACGCCCACACUGUAAUUCUGGGAAUUGGAGUUGUGUGGGCCUGCCUCACUGCUGCAGCUGGAGCCAUUGCUGUUUUGAAAGAACUGAAGCCACUCGUUUGGAUUUUCGUCAUCCUGAACUUGCCACAGCUGGGCUAUUUCGUUUAUCUCCUUUACUCAAUCAUUUCCCAGUGGGGCCAGAGCAAGACCUACAUCCUGGAGGCGGCGGCCGUGACCGGCUGCGCGCUGUCGGCGGUCAUCAAGGGCGCGCUGCUCUGGAGCCUGUUGCGCCUGUACGGCAGCUUCGGCCAGGGCCUGCGCGAGAGAAUGUUUGCCGCACGCCUGCCGUAGGUGAAGAGGACGAGCAGGAACGCGACGGCUUUCAGAGAGGCCAGCCAACGGGUCGUACGCAAAUACGACAUUUGCGUUUUUAAUUUUUUUAAAUUAUUAUUAUUUUUUUUUUGCUUUUAAUGAACGUUUUAACAUGGAGUGCGUGGCAGCUACCGUUGUACCCCGGACUGGUUUCCAAACCUCAGAGUAAUAUGAGCCAUCGUAAUCUUGGUGAUUAAUGCGGAUGGUCUUGAUUUUUACACUCCGUUCACUGAUCAUUACAAUGUCCGCGAGCCAUCGAGUGAGCGUGGCUGACUAACGCGACACGGCCGAACGCCUCGCGGUCUCUGAGCGAUUGAGGUCUUAGUUACUGAUAGAAAUGCACUGCUCAGAUGUGAAAGGGUGAACUUUAAGACUCAAAUAAUAAUAAUAAUAAAAAUCAAGUAUUAUUUAUUAUUAUUAUUAUAGAUUGAGACUGCAAGCAAAGCAUUCAGGAUUUCAUUUAACGUAUUGCUUCUUUACUUGUAGCAGAUGUAACAUGCAUGCGUUAGCCACACAAUGACCUGCUUUAAAAUGCUCGAUGUGUUAAAAAUUGUUUUUGCACAAAGACCUGCGUUUCCAAGCUUUAGCCUUUCUUAAAACUCGGUCAGUUUUUUUUUUUCCACUGUGUUUGUAGAUACAAUUUUAAGUUCAUAUACUAUAUCCAAGUGCCUGAGUAAUCCUUAAGACUACAUGUGAGAUCGGACAUGUGACGCUGAUGUCUCUCGUCACAUACAGCCAGUUUGAGUCUCGUCUGUGCCAAGAAGAAAAAGCAUAUUGUGCCUGUCAGUCAGGCUUCCAAACCCCCCGCCCCUUCCCGCGUUUUCUGGGUUUGAACUGAUUUAACAAACGGUAGGUUGUGUGUACUCCUGGAAGAUGGUCAGAACUCCCACCCCCCAAUCGUUUGAUACCAACUGCUGGAAGGGAGAAAAGCUCCAUGCAGGAGUGCACGACCUGACAACUUGGGGAAGUAUCGCAACCCAGAGGACUGGACCGUGUCUUGCGUUUGCAGUCCUUUCUUCUCAUUUUGACUGGUUUAACAGGAGAUUACUGUGACACUUUAUAAACGCUUCACAUGUAGAGAUGACACUUUUUUAAAGACGCGUUCAGGAUAACUGUUUUUGUACCUUUUGUUCACACUAUUCUUUGUUAGUCUCCAUUUACUGAAGAUGUUACUCUUUCUACUUCACGUGCUGUAAUUACUUCAGAGACGUAUACAGAAUAAUGUAUUUAAUCAUUUAAUUUGCAACUUUUGGAUUUUUCUUUUGAUAGUACAGCUUUCUCUAUUUUCAAAAACUCAUUUGUGAUUAAAAAAGUGGCAAUAAAUACAUUAGACAACCACG
This is a messenger RNA of Electrophorus electricus (electric eel), 2518 nucleotides long. RefSeq lists its product as uncharacterized. The record is from RefSeq and is a predicted model, not a curated record. NCBI's taxonomy places the organism in Eukaryota, Metazoa, Chordata, Actinopteri, Gymnotiformes, Gymnotidae.